Molecule: messenger RNA, 1669 nt
Organism: Branchiostoma floridae (Florida lancelet)
Lineage: Eukaryota; Metazoa; Chordata; Leptocardii; Amphioxiformes; Branchiostomatidae
Source: RefSeq, a predicted model, not a curated record
GGCAUGCCGGGAGAUAGUUGUCAGGUAAUUAGAGAUUCAACAUGGCGGACGUACACAACAAUCUGGUGGUUGUCACCUAGGAACCUGACGCUGUCUACUUCCCUCGCUUUACUGGAUUUACAGGCAAUCAUGGACAAUGAAUCCACACCGAGCAGGGACACAGGCAUGGCCCAGUCUCCAGUGUUAAACCAGGAGUACAGCGAUGUGCCCCCGUCCGCCGUGACCAGCUUUCUCACCACGCCUCACUACAACACCAUCCGGUCCAGCACCCAGGUGCAGAGUGCCCCGCCCACCCUCCUCAGCUCACCAUGGAGCAGGACCAUCAACCCAACUCCGCACGUGGUGGAUAAUCCUGAGGAGAACGGCGUGCUGCGGGUUCGGCAGGCCAGGCAGCUCCGCGGCGUGGACCUGAAGGCUCGACUGUACGACCACCCAGAAAACGCACAGGUUUAUCAGGCUGUCCAGAACAAGGUGGCAAGGCCACAAAGAGGGAAUGAAGCACAGCCUCCCAUGGCCCCCCGGCCCCCCGCGGGGAAGGCCCCCGGCCCGUCCGUCCAGCCAGCCUUCCGUACCAUGAUGUACCGGCGAGACCACGAGCAGAGGAGGAAACAACAACAACAACAACAACAGCUGAAACAACAGGCUGCUGAGGCACAGGAGGGAGGGACACAGCUGGGAGCAGACGGGAGCAAUGGUUAUUGCAGUGAAGAAACUCCACAGCAAGAUGAACCACAAGCCACAGUCCCUGCAGAGAAUGGUGAAGCCCAAGACAAGGAGGCACCGGCUUCUCUACAAGGUGAUGACCUUCAAACAGGAGCAGACUUCCAGAAACCCGAGCCUGUUGUACAAAAAGGGGAGAACGACAUUGAUGUUGCCAUGGAAACAGAGAGAGAGAAGGCAGCUUCUGAAGCCGGGUCUGUCAGAAGGAAGUCGGCCAAGAGAGAUCCCAGGAAAGUGCUGACAUACAAGCUGGCCAAUGUAUACGACACUACAGUGCCAGCCGAUGAUGAUGCAGCCAGCCAGAUCAUCAGGAUGAGGCAGUCUCUGGGCUGGAGGACAGAGUUGCCGCUCCAUGGACCGGGUGUUCGGGAGGCCAUGAAGACAAUAGAUGAUGUGGAUCCACUGCAGCAAAGUGCAGCUUUAGAACAAGAUUCAAUGGAGAUCAGUACAUUGAGGCAGGAGGAUGAUGGGAGCUACCUCUACGCCCUUUUACGGGAACGUCACGAUACGCGCGCCCGUCACAAUCCCUACAACCUGCAGGUGGUCUCGGCCAACACAGCACGGGCAAACUCGGCGUUCCACACAGUGUCUGCUUCUUAUGUCACUCUGAAUAUGGAAAGCUUUCACGGUGUGGAAGGGAUCUAUUCGUGGUACCAAGACCACAGGCAACAAGACUAUGCUACAGAAGACACUGUUCUGUGCCAAUGACCUUCUGCAGAGAUGCCUGCUGCACAUCAGGGACUUGUGUGAGGCAGCAUCCAGCAGUCGCACAGGUCUGGGAGAGAGUGGGAGUGCCAUCCUCUUGGUCCGCCUGGACAGAAGCCAGACCCUGACACUUGCGGACUUCUGUCGAGUCCAGCAGGACCAGUGUGACCGGUCCCUGCAGCAGCUCAACACUCUCAGGAGGAAGGUGGUGCAGCUGGUCUGGGAUGCCUGUGCAGUGAGUUAA